CUCUCUCUCUCUCUAACGCGAACGGCGCCACAGCCUCCUUCCGUUCCUCCCGCGCGGCUGCACGGACACUCGGAUCGUUGGAAUACUUCUGCUUUCACCGAAAAUGUGGCAUACAGCUUAUUUGGAUUCAUCCCGCCAGUAGUUUAUCCCUCUCUUCCAGUGUGACUUUAGCCAGCUCUCGGCAGUCCACCGGGCUGGUCCGUGUCGGCAGUGAGCAGCAACCUUUUGAGUUUGGAUGUUACUGUGAUUGUGUCUCUGCCCAAAUGACUGAGAGAGGAACCACCGGGAGACGCUGCUCUCCGUCCCGCGCCUGUACGGCGACCGUCGGGUAAAGUUUGAACGGCAGGGAUGAUGGUGGUUCAUCUUCCGUGAGGUUUGCGAAUUAUUAAAAUUUACCACAGCGAGGAAAACACCAUCUUCUCCAGACCAAAGGGGACCUCUUUCUGGGAUUACUCAUUUAACUGGAUUUAUUCGUUAAACAUGAAGACUUUAAUUGUUGAGGGUGGUCGCCUCCUCUGCCUGGUGUUAUGGCUUAACCUGGUGCCAGUGAUGAACGGCUGCCCGGCGAAAUGCGUGUGCUACAGCGAGCCACGGCCAACCGUGGCCUGUCAACAGCAGGGUCUGUUCUCCAUUCCCACCGAGAUCCCCGUCCGUAGCCAGCGAAUAUUCCUCCAGAGCAACAAACUGACAGUGGUCCGAUCGACCAGCUUUAGUUCAGUGCAUAACCUCACCGUCCUGUGGAUGUACUCGAAUAACAUCAGCCAUAUUGAAGCGGGGGCCUUUUACGGCCUGGAGAGACUGGAAGAACUAGACAUCGGCGACAACAGCAACCUGCGCAUCAUCAGUCCCACCGCGUUUCGCGGUCUGACCAAGCUGCAUACCCUUCACCUGCACAGGUGCGGGCUGUCCGAGCUCCCAGUGGGAGUUUUCCGAGGACUCUUCUCACUUCAGUAUCUCUACCUGCAGGAUAAUAACCUUCUGGCACUGUACGAUGACACUUUCCUGGACCUGGCCAACCUCACCUACCUAUUCUUACACAACAACAAGAUCAAGGUGGUGACCGAUCACAUGCUGCGUGGUCUCAUCAACCUUGACCGUUUGCUCCUGCACCAGAAUCGGAUCAUACACGUGCAACAGCGGGCGUUCAAUGACCUGACCAAGCUGACCACCUUGUUUCUCUUUUUCAACAACCUCACGAUGCUAACCGGAGAGGCCAUGAACCCGCUGGUGUCCCUCCAGUACCUGAGGCUCAACGGGAACCAAUGGAUUUGUGACUGUCGGGCCAGGCCGCUGUGGGACUGGUUCAAACGCUUCAAAGGCUCCAGCUCCGAGUUGGAGUGCCACCUUCCGACCUCUCUAAACGGGAAGGACCUUAAGCGACUGAAAAGCGACGAUCUGGAGGGAUGCGUGGACUCUCCGACCCAGGUUCAAACGAGUGUCUUCAACACCAAGGCACGCUCCGGGAAGUUCCUCUCGCUCGACGAUCCUCUUGUCGAAAGCAUCCCCAGGUGCUGUCUUUCGGAUAACGACAAAUCCUCCAUUAUCUCCAGUAAGUCCCUCCCGGAUCCUUCAUCCUACAACAGCCGGCAGAUCACCAACAAUCCCCUCAAAGAGAAGGAGAACAUCUCCAAGACCAAGUUUCGGGAGGCGGAGCGUACGAAAAACGACACGCGCAACAAGCAGAGCCUCAACGACGGUCCUUUGGGAACCAUGUCCAACAAUCUCGACCAGACCUUGGACAAAAUCAACCCAGAUCUUCUGGACAAUCUGGAACCUUCUACAGCGCCAACCAGAAAGAAAAAAAAGUGCUCGAAAAAGCCCAAAUCAGACCAGUAUUGUCUAAAGGCUCACGGAUCCACCAUUCAAGCAUUGGCCGUUCUCUUUCUCCCCUUGUUCUGGUUGUCUCUGGCUUUGUCCUAGUUCAUACUCUCGUCCAUCAGUUUGCUCUUGACAAUGACACAAAAUACCUGCAGUAGCCUACGUGGACAGGCAAAAGACGAUGAAAAGGGGGUUACGGCGUUGCCCCGCAUGGUUGAGAAUAAGUUGUAAUGCUAAAGAUGCAUUAAAAGAAAUGGAUGCCUUUACAGAAUACAUGAUGUAUAUAAAACUCGGUGCCCAAAUGUUUGUUCUAUGUACUUUUAAUGUGCUGUGUUUAAGCAACACUGCGGAGAGUUCCCUAUUCCCACAUCACCCCCAAAAACGUUGAUCAGAAAGUGACUAUUGUAGAUGAACCACUAAAAAAGAAAAAAAAAAAAAAUCCUUAAACCAUGACUAAACUAAAACCAGAGCGCCGAAAGCACCCAGGAAUGUUGCCGAUGAGAAACCGAAGGGGAGUGACAUGAUUUUUCUUUUACACCUCCAUUACAUUUUUUUUUUCUUUUAAAGGUGAUACAUUUGUUCAAUGCUGUUUUUUUUAUGUUUCUAAGUAUUUCAGUAAAGACAAAUGUUUAACUCUCCCCAAAUACGUGCUAUGUUCUGUUUGCGUCAUGACACACACUGCAGGUGGCAUCUUGGGAAGGAAUGCUGUCUAUUUGUUCACUGAAAUUGCGAUGGAGUCAUAGAUAUGCAUUUUAUUUUGCUGGUGUACAAGCAUAAAUAUAUGACAAAUAAAAUAUCUCAUUUUUUACA
Labeo rohita (rohu) is the source of this 2628-nucleotide messenger RNA. RefSeq names its product reticulon 4 receptor (gene rtn4r). The record is from RefSeq and is a predicted model, not a curated record. Gene Ontology annotation, cellular component: plasma membrane. Gene Ontology annotation, molecular function: protein binding. The transcript has 2 exons. The coding region runs from base 481 to 1920 and encodes 479 amino acids. Lineage: Eukaryota; Metazoa; Chordata; Actinopteri; Cypriniformes; Cyprinidae.